This is a messenger RNA of Eubalaena glacialis (North Atlantic right whale), 2014 nucleotides long. It is a transcript of the gene ANGEL2, whose product is annotated as angel homolog 2. The record is from RefSeq and is a predicted model, not a curated record. Gene Ontology annotation, molecular function: 3'-5'-RNA exonuclease activity; mRNA 3'-UTR binding. The transcript has 9 exons. Bases 194 to 1828 code for a protein of 544 amino acids. NCBI's taxonomy places the organism in Eukaryota, Metazoa, Chordata, Mammalia, Artiodactyla, Balaenidae. Gene Ontology annotation, biological process: 3'-UTR-mediated mRNA stabilization.
CUCAGUGACUUACGCGGCGCAAGAUGGGGACUUGGCGGCGGGGAAGACUGAACCUCCCAGCAUGCUUUGCAGCCCGGCCGAGAGGCCCGACGUCUAGUGAUGGGGAACCUUUGGUGCUCUACGCCGCCAAAUCGGCUGUAGCUGUUGAGGUUGAGCCCGGGGCCUGGGAAUUGGACGCUCGCAGAGGGGGAAAAUGGAAGCGUGGCGCUGUGUGAGGAGGGGCUACGGCCGCUGUGCGGUGGGGAGAGGCAGAUACCCCAUGUUACCCCAUCACCAGAAGAGUCUGGGCAGAGACUGGACUGCACCGUGGGAGAAUCUGCAAAGGUGUUGCUGGAACAGACAUAUUUCUAGUUGUAUGAGGUGGCCUGGACAUUAUUCUCGUGCUCCUUACCCAUACUUCAGUAGUAGGCAUUUUUCACUAAAUUGGAGACCACCUUGUUUGUUUGAGUCUAGAACUCAGUUUCAGUACUGGAACUGGAGACCUGACAACCUGAGCCAGACAUCUUUGAUUCAUCUCUCUAGUUACAUCAUGAACUCUGAGGGAGAUGAGCCUUCAUCAAAACGAAGAAAACACCAAGGCACAAUAAAACGGCAUUGGGAAGAUGUAUGUAACCAUAACAAAGAAGAAACGAAGAUCCUAGGAGACAAAAAUGAUGACCCCAUAUGUGAAGACAGUGAGAACAAGUUUGACUUUUCAGUGAUGUCCUAUAAUAUACUUUCUCAAGAUUUAUUGGAAGACAAUUCACACCUUUAUAAACACUGCCGGCGGCCAGUAUUACACUGGAGUUUUAGGUUUCCCAAUAUUCUGAAAGAAAUUAAACACUUUGAUGCAGACGUACUUUGUUUGCAAGAAGUGCAAGAAGAUCAUUAUGGAACAGAGAUCAGGCCAAGUUUGGAAUCAUUGGGUUAUCACUGUGAAUACAAGAUGCGGACAGGAAGGAAACCUGAUGGCUGUGCCAUUUGCUUCAAACAUUCCAAAUUUUCCCUCUUAUCAGUGAACCCAGUGGAAUUCUACCGCCGUGAUGUUCCUCUAUUGGACAGAGACAAUGUUGGAUUAGUGUUACUCUUGCAGCCCAAAAUCCCAAGUGCUGCCUCCCCUGCGAUCUGUGUGGCUAACACACAUCUGUUGUAUAACCCAAGGCGAGGUGAUAUUAAACUGACCCAAUUGGCAAUGCUUCUGGCAGAGAUUUCCAGUGUUGCCCAUCAGAAAGAUGGCAGCUUCUGCCCCAUUGUUAUGUGUGGUGACUUUAAUUCUGUUCCUGGUUCUCCACUCUAUAGUUUUAUAAAGGAAGGGAAAUUGAAUUAUGAAGGACUUGCCAUAGGAAAGGUAUCUGGCCAGGAACAGUCUUCACGGGGACAAAGAAUUUUAUCUAUUCCAAUUUGGCCCCCAAACCUAGGUAUCUCACAGAACUGUGUGUAUGAGGUACAGCAGGUACCAAAAGUAGAAAAGACAGACAGUGAUCUGACACAAACACAGCUGGACAAAACAGAGGUCCUAGUAACAGCUGAAAAAUUAUCUUCAAAGUUACAGCACCAUUUCAGCUUGUCAUCUGUUUAUUCACAUUAUUUUCCUGACACUGGAAUUCCAGAAGUGACCACCUGUCAUUCCCGAAGUGCCAUAACUGUGGAUUAUAUUUUCUAUUCUGCUGAAAAGGAAGGUGUUGCUGGGCAGCCAGGAGCCGAAGUUGCUUUGGUUGGUGGCUUGAAACUUCUAGCUAGACUGUCACUUCUUACAGAACAAGACUUAUGGACUGUUAAUGGACUUCCAAAUGAAAAUAACUCUUCGGAUCAUCUGCCUUUAUUGGCUAAAUUCAGACUUGAGCUCUGACUCUUCUUUGAUUACAUAUAUACUGUGCUUAUGUUCUUAUAUUUAUGUUCUUUUUCAAAGAAUAUAAAGUUGUACUUAAGAGUUUGCAUGUUACUUAUUUUUACGCUAUGGAAUUUCUGAAGAGGUUAUGUUAAAUGCUUGAAACAGGUAGCAGAAGAAACAAGUUUACAACAAUUUUCUUUUUUU